Molecule: messenger RNA, 345 nt
Organism: Colletotrichum orchidophilum
Lineage: Eukaryota; Fungi; Ascomycota; Sordariomycetes; Glomerellales; Glomerellaceae
Exons: 1
Coding region: 1-345 (114 amino acids)
Source: RefSeq, a predicted model, not a curated record
AUGCGCUCCCGUAAGAAACGCCUCCGCUGCGAACUCUUCCCUGCCCCCCGCCUGCCGGAAAUGUCCCGCCCUAGUCUCCGAAUGCCCGGGCUGUGGCGGAAAAGAGACCUUUCAUCUUUCGGGGGACCCCCUCUCAUUCUGACGCAAAAGGACGUCGUCAUCCGGGUCCGGGACGCAGAUCCGCCGCCGGAUCACCACCGCGAUCGCGGCCGGAACCGACAGCACACAAGCAGCCACCAGGCCCCGGCCCCGGCCCCAACGUCCAUCCUUGGCAUCCGUCUUUGGCAUCCGUCCUUGGCUUCGGGUGCCGAUCGCCAAGAACGGCCGGACCGGUCAUGGAGCUGA